Molecule: messenger RNA, 1172 nt
Organism: Actinia tenebrosa (Australian red waratah sea anemone)
Lineage: Eukaryota; Metazoa; Cnidaria; Anthozoa; Actiniaria; Actiniidae
Product: transmembrane protein 192
Cellular component (GO): lysosomal membrane; late endosome
Source: RefSeq, a predicted model, not a curated record
UGAGUAGAAUGAGUAAAUCUCGUGACUGUUCUCUGUGUCAGUUAUGGACUUCGUCUUUGAUAUUUUCCUUCCCUUUCUUUACUCUUUUCUUCAAGAAUAAACCACACCAUGGUUAGCCUUAGUAUCGAGCAAGGACAAGGAGGAUAUUUCUUUGAUCGUCAAGAAUCCAUGCCUGUUUCUAAUAACAGUGUUAAUAUUAACGAAGAUCUUUCCCACGAGGUGUCGUCUAUUCAUGCUGAACUUGUAACUGUGUCAAAAUUCCGUCGUCUACAAACAGCAUGGGUAGCUGUGUUGUUAAUCAUUCUAUUUAUUGGUUAUGCCAUUGCAACCUUUCUACUCAAGAGAGGGACUAUGCAUUGGUUGGGAGAUGAAUUCCCACCAUUUGGAUUUUUCCUCAUUCUUCACGUUUUGUUGUGGCUGAUUGUGUUUGUGGCUGACAGAUAUUUACAACAUGCUCAUCAUGUAUCACAAGGCUUUGGUUAUCUACAGAUGUUCAGAGAUACCAAGAACAUCAGACGGCUGCCUUAUAAUGUCUUUAGCCUUGGUAACGCUGUUUUACUUGUGAUAGUAGCUGUACUUGGCCAUAAAUAUUCCUGGACAGGUCUUAAUUUAAUCAUAAUUUUGCAAAUAGUUUUCAUAUUGGAGGUUGUGUUAUGCCUACCAGGAAUUAUCUGGUAUCUAGUCAAAGUGAUAAAGUUCAACAAGGCAAAACCUCAACCAGAUGCCGAGGAUAAAGAUGUUAUAGAUGGCUUCAGCACAACAGUAGAAGCAGGAUUCAGGGAUGGUGAAUAUGUAAAUGAGGUGUUGGAAAAGCAAGCUGACAUGAUUCGCUAUCUGCAGCAACACAAUGCCAAUUUAGGCCGACGGCUAAUGCAGCUGAUGCAGCAACAGCAACUAGAUGGAAGAUUAUCUGCAAGUCAAGAGACACGUACAUAAACAAAGAUGAUGGCUAUGACAUACAGUAUGUCUUUAGUAUGUAUUGGGGUUGUGAGUUCAAUCUCCACCUCAAGGACCACAUGUAAGGAAAGUUUAUUUGAUGUGCUGCGCCUUAUAUCUUGGUUCUCCAGUGUUGCCCCUACAUGUAGGUGCAUUGGUUAGCCAGAUAUAUAUUGCCUGGAAGCCAUUCAGUAAUUGACCAUUAAUGUCAAUAAAUGAUAGAUUUAACAAGCUAA